CGGAACUUCUUAGCGGAGUGUAAAAAGCCUGGAGUGUGGGGCGGAGGCCCGACCGUACCAGGCCGGUGGGAGAGGAAAGGGGUCUUUUCCGUGGAGGAGGAGAGUAGGGAAGGGGGGAAGAGAGACCUGAAGGAUGUUGGGCAGGUUUGGUAAAGAGGGAACUAAAGCCAAUCAAAUGACCAUCUUCUAGACUUAGAUCAGCCUUUUCACAGUUCUUAUAGCAGCAUCUGCCCCAAUUUCAGCUGAAGACUCAGGGGCCUCAGGGACUGGAAGAAAUCACAAUACUUGGAAAGAAGAAGAGGUAGCGACUUGCCCCAGCUCAACCCCAGAGCGGCUCUGGAGUUGGGCUGCUCACAAACCAAGCUGUCUGUUUGUAUGGAGUGCCUGGAGGGCAUCUGCCAUGAGUCUGUCGCUAACUGCUAACCGUGCUAACCAGGAGAGCUGGCUGGUUGGGAGAAGACACUAACCCUGAGCUAUUGGCUAGAGGAAGUGGCGGGGCUGUGGGAUGAGGAGAGCCGAGGGCUGACUCCUGGACAGCGGAACAGAGAGAGCUGCUGACAGACGGACGGUUGAGGAGCUCUCACCUCCCAGAAUGACCAGUGCAGCCCCUGCUAAGAAACCCUACCGGAAGGCACCACCUGAGCAUCGGGAGCUGCGGCUGGAAGUUCCUGGCUCCCAGCUCGAGCAGGAGGAGUCCCUGACUGACACGGAGAGGAUGAAGCUUUUGCAGCAGGAGAAUGAGGAGCUUCGCCGGCGCCUCGCCUCGGCCACCAGGCGCACUGAGGCCCUGGAGCGCGAGCUGGAGAUUGGGCAGGACUGCCUGGAGCUGGAGCUGGGCCAGAGCCGUGAGGAGCUGGACAAAUUUAAGGACAAGUUCCGCAGGCUGCAGCACAGUUACACAGCUUCCCAGAGGACCAACCAGGAGCUAGAGGACAAGCUGCAUACGCUGGCCUCUCUUAGCCACAGCUGGAUUUUUGCAAUCAAGAAGGCUGAGAUGGACAGGAAGACACUGGACUGGGAGAUCGUGGAGCUGACCAACAAGCUGCUGGACGCCAGGAACACCAUCAACAAGCUGGAGGAGCUCAAUGAGCGGUACCGGCUGGACUGCAACCUGGCUGUGCAGCUCCUGAAGUGCAACAAGUCUCACUUCCGUAACCACAAGUUCGCUGAUCUGCCCUGUGAGCUACAGGACAUGGUUCGGAAACAUCUGCACACUGGUCAGGAGGCUACCAGCCCGGGGCCUGCCCCCAGCCUGGCCCCAGGGGCUGUGGUGCCCACCUCGGUCAUUGCCCGCGUGUUGGAGAAGCCGGAGUCUCUUCUGCUCAAUUCGGCCCAGUCAGGCAGCGCCGGGCACCCCCUGGCUGAGGAUGUCUUUGUGCACGUGGAUAUGAGUGGGAGUGACCCAGGUGACCCAGCCAGCUGCCCAGCUCCGGGAAGCCCCGUCCCCCAACCCAAUGGGGAGUGCUGCUCUCUGGGCACCGUGGGGGGCUCCCCAGAGGAGGAGAUGUCCCUGCCGGCCUUUGAGAAGCUGAGUCCCUACCCCACCCCGUCUCCACCCCACCCGCUGUAUCCUGGCCGCAAGGUGAUAGAAUUCUCUGAGGAUAAGGUGCGGAUUCCCCGCAACAGCCCCCUGCCCAACUGCACUUACGCCACCCGCCAGGCCAUCUCCCUGAGCCUGGUGGAGGAGGGCAGUGAGCGAGCCCGCCCCAGCCCAGUGCCCAGCAGCCCUGCCUCGGCCCAGGCCUCCCCGCAGCACCAGCCCAGCCCCGCCCCCCCGGGGCUCAGUGCCCCAGCCAGCUCCGCCAGCUCCGAGGAGGACCUGCUGGCCAGCUGGCAGCGGGCAUUUGUGGACCGCACUCCGCCCCCAGCCGCUGUGACCCAGCGCACAGCCUUUGGACGUGAUGCGCUCCCUGAACUGCAGCGCCACUUUGCUUUUGGUCCCGCUGGCGGAGAUGAGGAGGUGCAGGCACCUUCUUCCCCACCCGGUGAAAGUGGGCUUUUGCUGCCAACAGAAGCUGACCCUGGCUUUCCCAGAGAGGAGGAAGAGGAACAGCUGAACCUGCCCAUCAGCCCUGAGGAAGAGCGCCAGAGCCUGCUGCCCAGUGAUGGUGGCACAGAGGAGGGGCCUGGCACUCCUCGCACUGAGGGCAGGGCCUGGGCACUCCCCAGCUCCAGCCGCCCCCAGCGCAGCCCCAAGAGGAUGGGGGUGCACCACCUGCACCGCAAGGACAGCCUGACCCAGGCCCAGGAGCAGGGCAACCUGCUCAACUAGGGCCCUGCUUGCCUUCCUGCCACUGCUGCACGGGGACUGCAAAGGUGCCCCAACCCUCGCAGCUCAGGGUCCCCACCUAGCCCAAGCCCUUGGCCUCUGCUCCCUGUGCAGAUAGGGUCAGGCUACACCAGGCCUUUCGCUGCACUGACUGUAACUGGUACCAGCUUGCCUCAUGGUUUUUCCCUCCUGGAAUAUUUAUUCUCCAAAGGUAACAUGCAGCUGGGGCUCAUGACCUUUCUCCCAGUCGGCCCAAAUUGGUCUGUUCUGGGGAGCUGAGGGGGUUAUUACAUCAGUGUUUAUCCUCCAUCCUCCCUUCAUAUCCUCCAGUUUUCUAUUUUUAUCUGGCAGGGGGGUGGGGGGAGGAGGGUCAUUGGGAUUAUUAACCUCUAAUUUCAGUUUUCACCUGUUGCCCUCUCCCCCCAAAUCCUCUGCAUGAGCUGUUGCCUUCAAGGGCCUGGCACAGCAGGCCCUCGGGGGGAUGAGGGAGAGGACUGACUCAGGGCUCCCCUCAGCUGUUUCCUUCCUCCCUCUGGAAGGGAGUAGAGGGUGGGAUUCAGGGCCCUCAAGCUGGGUUCUAGGUGAAUCCUGGUCCCACUCCCAACCUUGGCUCUAGACUGUUAACUCCCAGCUUUGGGAAAUUUUCACAUCAAUAACUAUUUUAAAAUUAAAUAAAACUAUUUUACUGGUAUGGCCUAA
Molecule: messenger RNA, 2968 nt
Organism: Lagenorhynchus albirostris (white-beaked dolphin)
Lineage: Eukaryota; Metazoa; Chordata; Mammalia; Artiodactyla; Delphinidae
Gene: TJAP1
Product: tight junction associated protein 1
Exons: 11
Coding region: 593-2272 (559 amino acids)
Biological process (GO): Golgi organization
Cellular component (GO): trans-Golgi network
Source: RefSeq, a predicted model, not a curated record